Molecule: messenger RNA, 785 nt
Organism: Stegodyphus dumicola
Lineage: Eukaryota; Metazoa; Arthropoda; Arachnida; Araneae; Eresidae
Product: neuronal acetylcholine receptor subunit alpha-2-like
Biological process (GO): monoatomic ion transmembrane transport
Cellular component (GO): postsynaptic membrane
Molecular function (GO): transmembrane signaling receptor activity; acetylcholine-gated monoatomic cation-selective channel activity
Source: RefSeq, a predicted model, not a curated record
AUGCAUUUUGUAACUAUUUUUCAGGAUGAAAAGAAUCAAGUCUUAACAACGAAUGUAUGGUUAGAUCAGGAAUGGAUGGACGACUAUUUGAGUUGGAAUCCUGAAGAGUAUGGGAAUUUGACCAAGAUAAGAAUUCCUUGUGAGAAGAUAUGGCUGCCAGACAUUGUCUUAUACAAUAAUGCUGAUGACUAUACCCGUGGCUACAUGAACUCCCGAGCGAUGUUGGAGCCAAGUGGCAACGUGUUCUGGCCACCGCCCACUAAACUGCGAAGCACCUGUCCAGUGGACGUUACCUACUUCCCUUUCGAUGAUCAGACGUGCAUCAUGAAGAUGGGGUCUUGGAUUUAUGACGGCCUGCAAGUGGACGUCAUGAACAGGACGUCUGAAGUAGACCUGUCCAACUAUGUGCCUAACGGUGAGUGGGAACUGCUGGACGCCCGGAUAGUCCGGAACGUGGUCUACUACUCCUGUUGCAGGGAGCCCUUCCCCGACGUCACCAUCACGUUGGUGAUCCGACGGAAGACUCUUUACUACAUGUACAACGUGGUAAUGCCUUGCAUGAUGAUGUCAGUUCUCACGUUGCUCGUGUUCUGCCUACCACCAGAUUCAGGAGAGAAGAUAGCUUUGGGAGUGACGGUCCUACUGGCAUUUUCUGUCUUCAUGUUGGCAAUAGCUGAGAAAAUGCCGGAGACAUCAGAAUCCAUUCCUCUGCUGGGUAAGACAUUUCCUCUCUCCAGAAAUAUUCCAUUUUUAAUGUGCGGAUGAUGUAAUAUUAUUAUGUGAAA